GGAUCCUCCCGCAGGCGCCAGAUCUGCCGCGUGGAGCGAGCGCCGCCUUCGAGGGGCGCCGGACGCAGGAGUCAUGACCCUCCGCCGACUCAGGAAGCUGCAGCAGAAAGAGGAGGCGGCGGCCGCCCCGGACCCCGCCGCCCGGGCUCCCGACUCGGAAGCCGCUCCGAUUCCGACCCCGACCGCGGCCCCCCCUGCUGCAGCCGCCAGCCCUGGGACCUCCGGGGACGAGCUGUACGCGGCGCUGGAGGACUAUCACCCGGCCGAGCUGUAUCGCGCGCUCGCCGUGUCCGGGGGCACUCUGCCCCGCCGAAAGGGCUCAGGGUUCCACUGGAAGAAUCUCAGCCAAAGUCCUGAACAGCAGCGGAAAGUGCUGACUUUGGAGAAGGAGGAGAACCAGACCUUCGGCUUUGAGAUCCAGACUUACGGCCUUCACCACCGGGAGGAGCAGCGAGUGGAGAUGGUGACUUUUGUCUGCCGAGUUCAUGAGUCCAGCCCUGCCCAGCUGGCUGGGCUCACACCAGGGGACACCAUCGCCAGCGUCAACGGCCUGAACGUGGAGGGCAUCCGGCAUCGGGAGAUUGUUGACAUCAUUAAGGCGUCUGGCAAUGUUCUCAGACUGGAAACUCUGUACGGGACAUCAAUUCGGAAGGCUGAACUGGAGGCUCGUCUGCAAUACCUGAAGCAAACCCUAUAUGAGAAGUGGGGAGAAUACAGGUCUCUAAUGGUGCAGGAGCAGCGGCUGGUGCACGGCCUCGUGGUGAAGGACCCGAGCAUCUACGACACGCUGGAGUCGGUGCGCUCCUGCCUGUACGGGGCGGGCCUGCUCCCGGGCUCGCUGCCCUUCGGGCCUCUGCUGGCCGCCCCCGGGGGCUCCCGCGGGGGCGCACGGCGGGCCGGGGGCGACGCGGACGACGCCGUCUACCACACGUGCUUCUUCGGGGGCGCCGAGCCGCCCGCGCCCCCGCCGCCGCCGCCGCCCCCCGCGCGCGCGCACGGUCCCGGCCCCGCCGACGCCCUGGCCCCGGGGCCCCGCGCCGGGCUGAGCCGCAGCGCCAGCGUGCGGUGCGCGGGCCCCGCGGGCGGCGGCGGCGGGGGCGCUCCGGGCGCGCUCUGGACUGAGGCCCGCGAGCAGGCCCUGUGCGGCCCCGGGCUGCGCAAAACCAAGUACCGCAGCUUCCGCCGGCGGCUGCUCAAGUUCAUCCCCGGACUCAACCGCUCCCUGGAGGAGGAGGAGAGCCAGCUGUAGGGGCGCGGGCGGGCGGGGGAAGGUAUUUAUUUAUUUAUUCGUUCCAGCCAGUGCAAAAAGGGGGCGGGGCGGUCGCCCGGCUGAGGGGACCCCAGGAGCCCAGAGCAGCGGGAGAGGGCCCUUGCCAGCCCCAGCUGGCCUGCCUGGUUCCUGGCUUGUCUCUGCCAAGUGGUGAACCCGGGCCCCAGGCCCCUUUACUCCUCCUCCCCAAAACCACCAUGGGAGGUGGUGCAGGGCAGAACCAAGCGAGUUCGCUCAGGGUUGGGAGAGGUUCCGGGGCCAAAGAUGGGGCGUGCCGUCUAUCAUCUGGGUCAGUAGUGCCUUGUGGGGUGUCCAGGAAAACCCCUCCUCCGAGUGGGGGGACCCUGUCCCACGAAGCCCUCUCCUCAGCUUUACUUGCUCCCCACCCUUGGCGUUGGGGAGAAAUGGCCAAUGCCGGGUCAUUCCCCCACCCUCCACACACACGCACACAGUUCCAGUUAACCAGUGGGCCCCUGAGAGGUCCUAAGGUGCUGGUCCCCCUCCCUCCUGGCCUUGACCCCUAAGGGCUUGGCCCCUCCCAGGGGCCUGUAACUAAGUGGGGUCCUGCCAGGCAUGGGUCCUGGGUUCUUUGCCCCUUGGGGGACAGGAAUGGGAAUGUCCUAGUGGGGUGGGGGCAGCUCAGACUGUUCCACCAUUUUGCAUAUUGUUGCUUCUGAACCACAAACUAUAAAAUUGACUUUUUUUGCA
Messenger RNA from Camelus dromedarius (Arabian camel), 1978 nucleotides. RefSeq names its product trafficking regulator and scaffold protein tamalin (gene TAMALIN). Gene Ontology annotation, biological process: signal transduction. Gene Ontology annotation, cellular component: plasma membrane. The transcript is spliced from 8 exons. Gene Ontology annotation, molecular function: protein binding. Bases 74 to 1249 code for a protein of 391 amino acids. The record is from RefSeq and is a predicted model, not a curated record. Lineage: Eukaryota; Metazoa; Chordata; Mammalia; Artiodactyla; Camelidae.